Dendronephthya gigantea is the source of this 808-nucleotide messenger RNA. RefSeq lists its product as uncharacterized. The record is from RefSeq and is a predicted model, not a curated record. Bases 15 to 698 code for a protein of 227 amino acids. Gene Ontology annotation, molecular function: aminoacyltransferase activity. NCBI's taxonomy places the organism in Eukaryota, Metazoa, Cnidaria, Anthozoa, Malacalcyonacea, Nephtheidae. The transcript is spliced from 2 exons.
AUUUCUCGAGGAAAAUGCAGGAAUCACAAGCCAUAAAAAAUGGUCGAACGUAUUUGGAAAAUAGACGACGAAUUAUGUUAGGAAUUAGUCCAGGAAACCCGUUUUUCUAUAAAAUUGAAAAUUUGGUGAGAAUGCUGGAAUUUGCGAGAGAUAAUUCAAAUGACAAGAUCAUGCUCAUUCUGGUGGAUAAAAUAAAUGAGCAUAACUGCAGAGCUAUUGGCAGCAAAAAUCCGGAAAAAUCUGCCAGAGUGAAAGCAAAACGUCUUCGAAAUAAAUGUGAAGAAGCAAUCCGCUCAUGUGAAAUGCAGGAUGAUUCAGUCGAAUACAUCAACUGGGUUCGUGAUGUCGAGAGUUCAAGCCACUACGUUGAUGCGUUAAAAUACGUGAAGCAUUUGUAUGAAGUUAAUGAUCAAUUUCAAAAAGAUGUCAAGGAAUCUACACAACUUGCUCUGGUCUCUAUGAAACAUGGUCGUGAAAGAAGCAUGCCAGAAGGCAGUGAUGCUGCGAUUGAUUUAGAUGAAGGAGUUAAAUACCUGUUAAAGGAGUUAGCGUUUCUAUCAGUCAUUUGUUAUAUCUACGAGGGGUGUGAAGAGUUUGUAGUCGUCUAUCAUCGACCAUGGCCUGUGUUAGAAAGGUAUUUUGAUGGUGGAUAUGAUAACAUCUGUAGACCAAGUUUAGGAUUUUAUGUUUUUCAAUAGGGCAACGUUUGUUAGAUAGAUUAUAAGCUGUGUUACUAUGGCAGUAUGCAGUAUGGGUUUAAUAUAUACCAACAUGCUUCUGGUAUGUUUCGUAUUGUUAUUUAUAGGUU